UGCAUCAUUUCACAUAAGAAUCAACAUAGAACAAAGUGAGAUAGAUAGAUAGAUAGAAUAAAUGGAAGAAUUUUCAUCUUUAUGGACUUAUCAAGAGAAUAUUGAUGAACUAAAACAGAAGCUUUUCUACACAACAAUUGAAUUAGAGGCAGUAAAAGCCGAAACAGGAGAAGAAAAGAAAAGAAAUUCAGAGUCAAUGAAACAAUUGCUACAACUUUUAAAAAUUGCUUGCCAAGAAAGGGAUGAAGCAAAAGAUCAGCUUCAAAAGCUACUAAACAAGAUUAUCCCCACAAAUGACCAACAAAUCUUUAAUGCCACGACCCAUUCUGUCCCUAAUUGUUUUACGGGCGAACAAGUUCAACAACAACAUCAGAGCCCGUUGAUGAUACCCACUAAAGCAAAUUCUAGUAUCACCGAAUCAAAUAGCCUUUCCGAGGCUUAUAAUCGUAGCUCGUCUCCUGUUGACUCGUUUUUUGACCCCAUACAGUCUCCGGAGUUUUCAAAUGUUAAUGUUGAAAGUCCAUAUGUUCAAGAUUUUCAUCAAAAUGGCCCGUUGUCAAACGGGCUAAAUGGGUCAGUCAAUGGGCUAAAAGUGGAUCAAGCUACUUUGGUGAUGGAAAGUAUGAUUAAAGGCAAGCCCUUGCCACAAAAAGGAAACUUACUGAAAACAGUAGUGGAAGCGGGCCCACUUCUGCAAACACUGUUAUUAGCAGGCCCGCUUCCCAGGUGGCGAAAUCCGCCACCGCUUCAGACAUUCCACAUUCCGACAAUGGUGGUUGCAGCCGAUCAAAUUGGUGCAACCAAAAAUCAGAUAUUGAAAUCACCAACCAUGAUGUUGAAACAAUCACAACCAUUCGCCGAAAUGGCAUGUGGGAGUUCUUCUCAGAUGAUGAUGGCCAGUGGUGGCAGCAGCGGAAGCAUUUUAAGUUUUGGUGAUGUUAGUUUUGGUAGUAAUUAUCAAGGAAGUAUGAUGGGAGCUUGUUCUGGUGCUAGUAAUUUUGGCACAAUUGGAAAGAGGCAAAAGUUACAUUAAGAUCCAAGAAUUUUAUUUUUGUUCUUUGUAAAGGGUUUUGAUAUAUGAUGGGUGUAUAUGGUCAAUUGGUGGUACCCUGUU
Erigeron canadensis is the source of this 1114-nucleotide messenger RNA. RefSeq lists its product as uncharacterized. Bases 62 to 1033 code for a protein of 323 amino acids. NCBI's taxonomy places the organism in Eukaryota, Viridiplantae, Streptophyta, Magnoliopsida, Asterales, Asteraceae. The transcript has 2 exons. The record is from RefSeq and is a predicted model, not a curated record.